Messenger RNA from Hypanus sabinus (Atlantic stingray), 2698 nucleotides. It is a transcript of the gene tamm41, whose product is annotated as TAM41 mitochondrial translocator assembly and maintenance homolog. NCBI's taxonomy places the organism in Eukaryota, Metazoa, Chordata, Chondrichthyes, Myliobatiformes, Dasyatidae. The transcript is spliced from 10 exons. Gene Ontology annotation, biological process: cardiolipin biosynthetic process; CDP-diacylglycerol biosynthetic process. The record is from RefSeq and is a predicted model, not a curated record. Gene Ontology annotation, cellular component: mitochondrion. Gene Ontology annotation, molecular function: phosphatidate cytidylyltransferase activity. Bases 114 to 1124 code for a protein of 336 amino acids.
GCGGUGCUCCGGGUUGCGGCAGCGAAGCGCGUCCCUGCGCCGCCACCUUCCGUGAUUCUACGCCGGGAUUUGGAAUCGGGGCGGGUCGUUGGCGGCGGCGGGGACUGGCAGACAUGUCGUUGCCAGUGCUGCAGAGUAACAGUGGGCUGAUGAGAAGGAUCCUGGCACACUUCCCUCGGGACCUGAGUCUGGCCUUCGCCUAUGGCUCCGGCCUCUUUGGGCAAGCUGGGCAGCCGGCACCCAGUAAUAAUGUGCUGGACUUUGUUUUUGCUGUUGAUGAUCCAAUCACUUGGCAUACAAUGAAUAUUAUGAAAAAUCCACGGCAUUAUUCUUUUUUGAGGUUUUUUGGACCAAGGUAUAUUAGUAAAAUGCAGAAUAAUUAUGGAGCUGGAAUAUACUACAAUACGUUGGUACCGUGUGAUGACAGGAUAAUCAAAUACGGUGUUAUCAGUACAGGAACUCUGAUUGAAGAUCUUCUUCAUUGGAAAAAUUUAUAUAUUGCUGGAAGACUACACAAACCUGUGAAAAUUUUAAUCCAAGAUGAGAAUGGCAAAUUGCAAGCUGCAUUAGCUAGAAAUCUGAAAAGUGCAGUAACAGCAGCCUUUCUCAUGCUGCCAGAAUCAUUCACUGAGGAGGAACUCUACGUUCGUAUCGCUGGACUUUCCUACUAUGGUGAUUUUAGAAUGAUUAUUGGAGAAGACAGAUCAAAAGUAAUGAAUAUUGUCAGUGCAAACAUGGAAAAUUUCCAAAGACUCUACAAUAACAUUUUACAGGAGUGCCCUCAAGUGGUUUACAAGCAACAUUUGGGUAAAUUAGAGCUUGAUAAAAGUCCAGAAGGUCAAUUCAACCUAUUAAUGGCGUUGCCCAGAACGCUUCAGCAAGAAAUCACUCGUUUGGUAGAUCAACCGGGAAAAAAUAGAGAUGUAGAAGAGAUCUUGCUUCAGGUAGCCCAGGACCCGGACUGUGGAUUAGUCAUACAGCAAAGUGUAGGUGGUAUCGUAAAGUCUUCAAGUAUAACUCAAAGUGCAAAAGGAAUACUUACUGCUGGCAUGAAAAAAACUAUUACCUAUAGCGUGAAGAAGCUACAUAAAAUGUGGAGGGGAUGGAGAAGAAAAUCUUCCUGAAGUUGCACUGACAAGAGCAAUGGGUUUAUAUUACCUGCAUCUGGAAAACUUGGUCUGUGAACUGGUGAAGGUCAGAUAUUUUAAGAGAAGCACCAAGUCUAGUCCCAUCACCUGGGGUGCAGUGGCCUACAUUUUAGUCAAUGUGAAAAGUAAAUUCACCAUUUGUUCUUAAACUAUGUCAUAUUUCUUUUUAUGCUGCUACUUCCCGUUUAGUUCUGAGGAUUUUAUGCUUGAUCACAUGCCUAUCAUGUAGUGCUAUUACUUUACUUUUAUUGUCACCAAACAAUUGAUACUAGAGUGUACAAUUAUCACAGCAAUAUUUGAUUCUGCGCUUCAAGCUCCCUGAAGUACAAAUCGAAGUAAAUAUAAUAAAAAUUUAAAUUAUAAAUUAUAAUUAGAAAAUAGAGAAGGGAAAGUAAGGUGGUGAAAGUCAGGUCCAGAUAUUUAGAAGGUAUGGCCCAGAUCCGGAUCAGGAUCUGUUCAGCAGACUUAUCACAGUUGGAAAGAAGCUGUUCCCAAAUCUGGCCGUACGAAUCUUCAUGCUCCUGAAUCUUCUCCCGGAGGGAUGAGGGACAAAAUGUGUGUUGGCUGGGUGGGUCAUGUCCUUGAUUAUCCUGGCAGCACUGCUCCGACAGCGUGCGGUGUAAAGUGAGUCCAAGGAUGCCUUUUUGAAUAUCUGUAAACUCCGUAUCAACUCUAUGUCCCUGAUUGACCCACUGUGUUACCUCAUUAAAGCAAUGAAGUAGGAUUGAGGUUGUGUGGGUCAGUUCGUGAACCUGAUGGCUGUUGGAAAGUAACUGUUCCUGUACCUGUGUGGGACUUCAUACUUCUGUACCUCUUCAUAGACAAUAGUAGUGAGAAGGGUGCAAGAUCCAUGAUGAACCCCUAUGAAUCUAUCAUCGUCAGUGUGUCAACACUGACUGAGGAAAAGGGGGGUUUGGAGUUUGACCUCAGACCUGGCACAGAACUCACAGCUAUGAUCCUUGGCCUCACAUGUUUUUUGAACUCUAGACUACCUGCAGCAUAAGUACAGAGAAAAAAAACCUGAAUUACAUUAAUUAUAUAUAUGUCUAUUAAGUAGUUAAGUUAAAAUAUGUAGUGCAAAAAAAAACAGAAAAUAAAAGAAGUAGUGAGGAGUAGUUCAUGGGUUCAAUGUCCAUUUAGGAAUCGCAUGGCAGAGGGGAAGAGGCUGUUCCUGAAUGACUAAGUGUGUGCCUGCCUUCAGGCUUCUGUACCUCCUCCUUGAUGGUAACAAUGUGAAGAGGGCAUGACCUGGAUGGUGGGGAUCCUUAACGAUGAAUGCUGCCUUCCUUGAAAAUGUUUGGAUAAUAUGGAGGCUGGUACCCAAAAUAGAGCUGACUAAUUUUACACAUUUCUACAACUUAUUUUGAUCUUGUGCAGUAGGCCCCCCAUACCAGAUGGAGAUGCAACCAGUCAAAACACUCUUCAAGUGGUUUAGUUGACAAACCAAAUCUUCUCAAACUCCUAAUGAAAUAUAGCAAAUGCUGGUGGAACACAGCAGGCCAGGCAGCAUCUAUAGGAAGAAGCACAGUUGACGUUUCAGGCUGAGACCC